Messenger RNA from Homo sapiens (human), 4110 nucleotides. It is a transcript of the gene REXO4, whose product is annotated as RNA exonuclease 4. Gene Ontology annotation, cellular component: nucleolus. Gene Ontology annotation, molecular function: exonuclease activity; nucleic acid binding; 3'-5' exonuclease activity. NCBI's taxonomy places the organism in Eukaryota, Metazoa, Chordata, Mammalia, Primates, Hominidae. The transcript is spliced from 8 exons. Bases 2358 to 3215 code for a protein of 285 amino acids. The record is from RefSeq and is a predicted model, not a curated record. Gene Ontology annotation, biological process: rRNA processing.
AUGCGCAACGCGUGCGGGGUCUCUUCCGGAGUCUUUUCCUGGACGGGGUCCCUGCGGUGGGUGUGUUUCGGCCUGGCCUGGGCAGGCGCUUGUGCUGCCAGGGCGCCGGGCCCGGGGAGGCCGGGGUCUCGGGUGGCCGCCGGCCCAGGCGCUGGACGGCAGCAGGAUGGGGAAGGCGAAGGUCCCCGCCUCCAAGCGCGCCCCGAGCAGCCCCGUGGCUAAGCCGGGUCCUGUCAAGACGCUCACUCGGAAGAAAAACAAGAAGAAAAAAAGGUUUUGGAAAAGCAAGGCGCGGGAAGUAAGCAAGAAGCCAGCAAGCGGCCCCGGUGCUGUGGUGCGACCUCCAAAGGCACCAGAAGACUUUUCUCAAAACUGGAAGGCGCUGCAAGAGGUGAGGCUUGAGGGGGCCCGGGCGGAGCGCUGCGCAGCUCAUUCCCGCAGAACGCGACGGAGGGAAAGACUUGGGUAGCCCCAAAAGACCUGUAAAGGCAGAUUUGAAUCGAAAUCUUGUAAACAGCUUUUCACAAGAAAGGUGGCCUGUUGAGGGAGGUCUCGAACUUGUUUGCUUGAAAGAAAUUGAUGAAAGAAUUAUUUCAAGUACAAAAAAGCAAAGAUAAACCCUUGUACCUUUUGCAUAAUGAACUAACUAGAAUGGAUUUUACAAAGAGAAAUUUAGCUUAAAAUCCCGAAACCAGGCCGGGCGCGGGGCCUCACGCCUGUGAUCCCAGCACUUUGGGAGGCCGAGGCGGGCAGAUCCCCUGAGGUCAAGAGUUCAAGACCAGCCCGGCCAACAUGGUGAAACCCCGUGUCUACUAAAAAAGUACAAAAAAUAUUAGCCGGGCGUGAUGGCGCGCGCCGGUAGUCGCAGCUACUCGGGGAGCCUGAGGCAGAAGAAUCGCUUGAACCCGGGAGGCAGAGGCAGUAGUAAGCCGAAAUCGCGCCACUGCACUCCAGCCUGGGCGACAGAGCGAGACUCCAUCUCAAACAACAACAACGAAAGAACACACUGGUCUGUGUAGCAAGACAGGGAGAAAGAAGAUUCCUGUGUAGAAGUGAAAAGCAGAUAGCAGACAUGUGAUGGGGUUCUAGCGACACUUACGGUCUUGAAGUAAAUACUAAUUGAGCUCCUAAAAAUGUGCACUCUGCCAUGUGCUCUAUGCCAUGCGUGUUGCAAUCCCCACAAUAAGACUGUGAGGUGGACACUUCCAUCAUCGCUAUUGUACAGAUGAGGAAAUAGGCUGGAAAAGUUUAAAUAGAUCAUCUAAGAUUGCGGCUGGGAACCAGGUGGCUGACUCUGGAGUCCAUGCUUUUAAGGCUGUGUUGUACCUGCUGUCUCCCUAGUGACCUGCACUUCUGUAGAGGUUGCCUGCUCUCUCCUAGACACUCUUCCACGUGCGUCACUCAUACAUUCUUACCACAUCCCUUGGAGCUCCCUUGGAGCUACCUCCUGUUAGGAUCAUAGCUCACUGCUGCCUGGGCUCCAGUGAUUCUCCUGCCUCAGCCUCCCGAGUAGCCCACACGUGUAAUCCCAGCACUUUGGGAGGCCCAGGCAGGAGGAUCACUUGAGCUCAGGAGUUCAAGUCCAGCCUGGGCAACAUGGUGAGAUUCCAUCUCUAAAUAAAAGUAAAAAGUAGUUUUUUUAAAAAAGAAAUGUGAUCCCCAGUGGUGGAGAUGGGGCCCAUAGGAGGUAUUGGGUCAUGGGGGUAGAUCCCUCAUGAAUGACUUGGUGCCCUCCCCUCAGUAACGAGUAAGUUCUCACUCUGCUGGUUCAUUUGAGAGCUGGUUGUUUAAAAAGAGCCUAGCACCUUUUUUGCUUGCUCUCUCACCACGCAACACACCUGCUCCCCCUUCACCUUACACCAUGAUGGGAAGCUUCCUUCGGCCUCACCAGAAGCAGAUGCUGGCACCAUGCUUCUUGUACAACCUGCAAAACCAUGAGCUACAUAAACGUUUUUUCUUUAUAAAUUACCAAACACAGGUAUUCCUUUAUAGCAGUGCACAAUGAACUAAUACAGAUGGGGUUUCACUUUGUUGCCCAGGCUGGUCUUCAACUCCUGACCUCAAGCAAUCCUCCCACCUCAGCCUCCCCGAGCGCUUCUUGAACCUCCUAAUACUCUGCACAGUAUCUCAGUGCAGACAUUCCUGUCUUAACACACAGGACCAGUCAAAUUCCCGUGGGCAGCCCCAGGGUUCUGUGGGAUUUCUUGAACACCAACUCUUCUUCCUUCUCCCAAGAAAGAAAAGCAAAAUAAGUGAAUGGAAGGGAUGUGUGCUAUAGGGAAACUUUGGAGUGUUUUCUAAUUCAUCCAAGAAAGUCAGCCCUUCAGUUCUUUACCUAUCACAGAACAGGUUCCAAGAUGGACAGGAGGGCGCCAGUACCUCGCACCAAGGCCAGUGGAACAGAGCACAAUAAGAAAGGAACCAAGGAAAGGACAAAUGGUGAUAUUGUUCCAGAACGAGGGGACAUCGAGCAUAAGAAGCGGAAAGCUAAGGAGGCAGCCCCAGCCCCACCCACCGAGGAAGACAUCUGGUUUGACGACGUGGACCCAGCGGAUAUCGAAGCUGCCAUAGGUCCAGAGGCGGCCAAGAUAGCGAGGAAACAGUUGGGUCAGAGCGAGGGCAGCGUCAGCCUCAGCCUCGUGAAAGAGCAGGCCUUCGGCGGCCUGACAAGAGCCUUAGCCUUGGACUGUGAGAUGGUGGGCGUGGGCCCUAAGGGGGAGGAGAGCAUGGCCGCCCGUGUGUCCAUCGUGAACCAGUAUGGGAAGUGCGUUUAUGACAAGUACGUCAAACCAACCGAGCCCGUGACGGACUAUAGGACAGCGGUCAGUGGGAUUCGGCCUGAGAACCUCAAGCAGGGAGAAGAGCUUGAAGUUGUUCAGAAGGAAGUGGCAGAGAUGCUGAAGGGCAGAAUUCUAGUGGGGCACGCUCUGCAUAAUGACCUAAAGGUACUAUUUCUUGAUCAUCCAAAAAAGAAGAUUCGGGACACACAGAAAUAUAAACCUUUCAAGAGUCAAGUAAAGAGUGGAAGGCCGUCUCUGAGACUACUUUCAGAGAAGAUCCUUGGGCUCCAGGUCCAGCAGGCGGAGCACUGUUCAAUUCAGGAUGCCCAGGCAGCAAUGAGGCUGUACGUCAUGGUGAAGAAGGAGUGGGAGAGCAUGGCCCGAGACAGGCGCCCCCUGCUGACUGCUCCAGACCACUGCAGUGACGACGCCUAGCAGUCCUGCCCUGCUGCUGCUGCCGCCCCGCUACAGAGGCAAUGUGACCAGUCACAGGGACAGAUCACAUCUCCCCAGAGUGGCAACUCUGGUGAAACCUUUUCAGAAUCAUGGCAGAGGGGCGUGGCGUGGUGCUACUGAGAAGGUCCUCCUUCCUCUUGACUUUGUGGUCUGAAACCUGGUCUUACUGUCCAUGUGUGUUUGGGCCCGGAUGGUCAGGGUGGGGAGCAGGGACGGCCAUGGGCACGCCUGGCCACGCUUUACCGACUGCUGACCCCCUGGGCCAGGUGAGGUUGGGGCCUGUGGGCCGCCAGUCCAUACGGUGCUGUCACUGCCCAUCUUCGGUGACACCCUGGGGUGAGGUGCUCAGCACCUUCCUCUCGAGGAGCCACAUUUUCCUCCUUUGUGUUAGGGGACAUAACAAGCUCUGCUGGGCUUGAGGGACCCAGACCAGGUGUCUGCAGUCAGCUCCUGAGACACAGCUGGCCGGCACAACAGGUGUUACAUCAGGGGUUUCCUGUGGCCGUUUGAACUUUGAGCAUUUAUCUAAAUUAAAUUGGCCCAGGGUUGGCUGGUGGGUCACCCAGCAGAGGCUUCUCCCCAUAGCACGAGGAUGUGUUGCCUGGGCACGGUGACUGCGGUUAUUCCUGGAGGUCGGCAGACAUGCCAACCUUGGGCUAUUUGAGCUGGAGAAGCUAUGUGAUGCUAGCCGGUGGCUUUCUGGGCUAGGCCCCAGUUUGAGGCUCCCCUGGGAACUAGAGCCAGGAACAGCCAGUGGCACUGACAAGGGGACGGAGUCCAAGGCGUUAUUGGGCCACCUGACAGCUGGACAGAAAAGGGGCAGACACACCGAGGAUGCGAUUUAAAAUAAAUGCAGAUGUUUACUUGGAAUGGA